UCGGAGCAGCGCUUCGCAGCGAGCGGCGCUUGGCGAGUGGGGCUCCGGAGCAGCGGUUUCCUCGGGAGGAGGUGACUCCGGAUCGGGAAGAGGCUGUGCCUCCGAGGGACCCCCGACCCCCCAUGGGCGACCCCCGGACUCCCCUCGCCCCCUUCUCCCUCGCCUUCUUCGCCUGCCUUGGGCCAGUCUUGUUGGCCCAGAGGGUGAAGGUUCUCGAUGAGGUUACUGGCUACCUGGGCAAGGAGGUGGUCCUUCCAUGCACCUUCGAGAUGUCGACCCCCAACAUCAAGGUCAGCCAGGUCAGUUGGGGGAAGGAGGCCGGCGGGAAGAAGCAGAACGUGGCCGUCUACCACCCGGAGCUCGGCCCCAGCUACCCAAUGAACGGGGAGGGGACCCACAUCCGGUUCCGCACGCCAUCCCUGGGAGACGCCACGCUAGUCAUCAACCCACUGCGCAUGACGGAUGAGAGCACCUACAUCUGUGAAUUUGCCACCUACCCCUUGGGCAACGAGGAUGGUGCCACCCACCUCGUCAUUUUAGCCAACCCCACCAACACCGCCGAGGCCCAAGAGGUGAAAGUUGGCAACCAGGAGCAGCCCGUGGCCACCUGCACCUCUGCCAACGGGAAGCCUCCUGCCCGCAUCACAUGGCAAUCGGGGCUGGGGGGCAAUGCCAGCACCUCCCAGGUGACGAACGCGGACGGCACAGUCACGGUCAGCAGCCAGUACAAGAUGGUGCCCACCAAGGAGGCCAACGGGCAACGCAUCACCUGCAUCAUCGAGCACAAGACCCUGGCGCAGCCGGAGUACAUUCCCGUCACGCUCUCCAUCUUGUAUCCUCCAGAGGUGACCAUCGAGGGUUAUGACGACAACUGGUAUUUGAGCCGCAAUGAAGCCAUGCUCAUCUGCAGUGCCAAAGGGAACCCUCUGCCCACACAGUUCACCUGGAGCACGUCAAGUGGGCCUCUUCCUAAGACCGUGGAGGUCCAGGGCGACCGGCUGGUGGUACGCAACGUGGACGCAUCCGUGAACACGACGUUCAUCUGCCAGGCCACUAAUCGGGUGGGACAAGUGGCAACGGAACAGGUCGUCUUUGUGCGAGAUAAGCCCAACAUGGAAGGAGCAGGCACCACCGGGGGCAUCAUCGGAGGCCUCAUUGCGGGCAUCGUGGCCUUAGCCGUGGUGGCCACUGGCAUUUUGAUCUGCCGCCAGCAGCAGAAGAACCGCAUGGAUCAUGAAGAGGACGACCUAGAAGGGCCCCCAGCCUACAAGCCGCCCCCACCUUGCCAGCUGUCUGAAGAAACGGAGCCGGUUCCUAACCCCACUGAGGUUGAAAAUAUCCCGCUCAAAAGUUCCUAUUUUGAACCCAACGCCACAGACGAUCUCUUUGGAGGGGUGGUUACUACCAUAACGGAGGAGGCUCCUCGGUACCACGAGUUGCCCACCCUGGAAGAGCGAGAAGCUGCCCGCGAAGCCGGACCCAACCUGGAGGACGACUACUUGGACCAGAUCAACCCCAUUUACGACGGACUCACCUUCCCCGCCAUGGAGGAGGAGGCCGCCCUCACCCCCAUGGCCACCGACAAGGCCUUUGUGAUGUCCAGGGCCAUGUAUGUCUGAGCCCAGGGACCAAUUCUUGGGCCAUGACUCCAGCAGGAAGGAUGCCACUGCUCUUGUGGGGGGCACCUUUGCCUACCAUUGCUUUACCACGCUACAUGCCCCCCGUUAGAUGCCCAGGUCCAUUUCUCGGUGGGUUUUGCACAUGCCUUAAGAUGCCCAGGACAGCCUUUUACCUCCUUCCUUUUCCGUUUUUUUCCACCCCACUAACUUUUCCGAAAGGAUGCCAAACAAGUUUAGUGCCUUUUCAGGCUUUUCUUUCUGGAUAUCCUGCAAUUUCCCCCCGUCUUACCCCAUCUGUUUCCCCCCCAGAUGCAGCCUUUAUCUUAACCACACUCCGUAAUGAUUGCAACCUGGGUCAGUGACCCAGCAUCCCCUUUAUAUUGUGAGACUGUGACUGUCGCCAUCACUAACCACUGGUCAUGCUGGCUGGGGCUGAUGGGAGUUGUAGUACAAGUGAUACAGAAGGCGCUGGAUCGCCUAAUCCUAGCCAGAACCAGACCUUUGCUUACUUAAAUUAUUUUUGGCAUAGGGGCCAAAACAUUCCACAAGCACAUUGCACACACACCACACGCACAUCUUUGUCUGUGAAAACACAAUAACCACAAAGUAAUUCACUAACAAUUCACUGCUUCUUUGGUCAUUUGCUGCCUGAAGCAGCCGCCUCACUCUGCCUUGUGGCCUUUACCCCAGGAUGCAACUUUGCACAAACCGUUGCACCAAACCAUUUGCAAUGUCUUACAAUUCUGGACUUUGUUGGACUGCGCCUCCCAGCAUUCCUUACCAUUGGCUAUGCCAAACAGGUGGCUGCUGGGACCUGCAGUUCAACAACAUCUGGAAGGCAGCAUGAUUCCCAUCCUUGGACUCAGUUCCUCCAAGGAGUUGUAUGAAAUGUUUGUGGCUACAGAUAUUAGGCAUUUUCUUGCAAUGGCAUUUCUCUCCAAGGAUUGCAACAUACCCUCCAGCUUUUUGGAUGGCAUCUCCCAUCUUCCCCAUACUCCAUGUAAAGUUGCCAGAUCUCAGGGUGAUACCUGGAGCACACACACACACACACACACACACACACACAGUUUAGGUGGGUCAGUUAACAGCACAGAGUCAAAUAUACCAUUUUUUGUGAGUUUAGCUCCAGGUGCAAGACCAGGUUUGCAUGCACAUGCUUCUGGCUUGCUGCACAUUUUGCUGCACUUUGCAAACACUGGUUUAUGUUAGACUCUGUCUCCCAGAAGCCCCAGCUAGUAUGGCCAGUGAUGGUUGGGGACGCUGGGAGUUCUUAUCCAAUGAUGUCUGGGGAACCAAGAGAUGGUGAACGAUUUCAUUUCUGCUGAGAACUUUAUAUGUUGCAAGAAGAACUUGGGGAUAGGGAAAAUGUUAAUAAUAAUAAUAAUAAUAAUAAUAAUAAUAAUAAUAAUAAUGACCAUGACUUGACUCCCCUCUCCGUCUUCACUUCUGGCCCAGGCUCCGGUUUAUGACUUGAAUGUUGACUCUGUAACCCAAGAGUCCAGGUGACUCCUCUCUUCGUGCUCCUGGUCUGAUAAUGUGAAAGGUGUUUUGCUUUUAAAGAUUGUUUUUAGCCCAGGUGUGUAGCUACAGGGCAACAAAACAGAGGCAUUGCACCUCCGAAUGAAAACCCUUCUCUUCUCCCUAUGAAAUUGUCCUUCGUUCCCCAAAUUUCCAUCUUUGCAGAGAGAGCGAGGUGCUGAAAACAGCCCCAAAACCCCAGAGCUCUUCCAUUUUCCUCUGUUUGGGUAUUUCCUGAACCUUUUUUUCUCAUGGUGCCUCAACUCUGUCACCAAAUACUCAGCUGGACUCCUCAAGUGACUGCAAUGCGGGAAAUUUGGGGAACGAAGGGAAAACUGGGAGGCUAGAAAUGGUUAUUUCCUAAUGGGGCACGUCCCUCCUCUCCAUCCAUCCAACCUGUAGCAUCAGCCUUGUUUUUAGGUCCUUCUUUUUUCCUUUUUAAAAACUUGAUAGAGAACUAAUCCACACAGUGAUAAUAAUGACCCUUCCGAGGUCAUGGUACACACUCCGCUGCUGCUGCCGCUGCCGCUGUUGGACCCGGGUGCAAAUUGGCACUGUGAGGUUUGUAUUCAGAUGAAGGGAAUGGUGAUGAUGGGACUGUUGUACUAGAUGCCUCUCCAAUUCCUGAAUUUCAGGGUCUGGGGGAGGAAUGAUGGAUGCACACAUGCCUUUGCCUCCUCCCAUUCCCCAAAAUGUCCUUGUUGUGCCUUUGCCAGACACUACUGAGUGGUUCAAUUUCAAUGGGGACUCGAGGAGGGAAGGUACGGCGGCAGGUUUUUUAAACCUUUUUACUGAUGUUAUUUCUUUUUACAAAAAUAAAUAAAUUGUGUUUUUAUUA
This is a messenger RNA of Sceloporus undulatus (fence lizard), 3975 nucleotides long. It is a transcript of the gene NECTIN2, whose product is annotated as nectin cell adhesion molecule 2. The transcript has 9 exons. The record is from RefSeq and is a predicted model, not a curated record. NCBI's taxonomy places the organism in Eukaryota, Metazoa, Chordata, Lepidosauria, Squamata, Phrynosomatidae. The coding region runs from base 123 to 1619 and encodes 498 amino acids.